Molecule: messenger RNA, 1578 nt
Organism: Racocetra fulgida
Lineage: Eukaryota; Fungi; Glomeromycota; Glomeromycetes; Diversisporales; Gigasporaceae
Source: the annotation of a GenBank genome assembly
AUGGACGCUGGAGCUGUGGCAAAAGAUAUUUCCAAUGCACUUAAAAACACUGAUUUUACGGAAAAAGAAAAAAGUAAAAUACUGGCCUAUUUCACAAUGAACUUUGAGUUAGCAACUUAUACAAGUUCUUUCCUUCGUUCUUUGACAACGCAAGAGGAACAGUCUGAUUAUUUGAAGAGCAAUUUAUCUAAAGAAAAUAUCAAAAAGAUUCUUGAUCCGUAUAUAAUUGAUCCGGAAAACUCGCUUUGUGAAUCAAUUACACUAUUUGACGGUGUCCCGAAUGAGGUUUCCGAUAUUUCAACUUACCUAAAGUUUGUAAACCGUGAAGAGGAAGUUAAACAAUUGAUGAAAAAUAUGGAAUACAUAUACAACACAGUCAAUGAUGUUAAUCAAUAUUCAGAACCCCUAAAAAUGGUAGUAUGUUCAACUGCAGUAGGAACAGCUGGUAAAGGGAAAACUACAUUUGCUCGACGAGCAUAUGAUAAUCCAGUAAUUUACUCUGAUAUCGUGAGAUCAGAAGUUGUAAAGGAAAUAAAUUAUUACAUGCUUAGAAACUUGCUAGGAAAUAAUAUUACCCUCGAAGAUAUUCUUAAUGUGAUUAUGCAUUAUACGGAUGCGAAUAAAAAACCACUUUUUAUUAUAAAUAUUGAUGAAACUAAUGCGCUGUUCGAUAAUAACGAUGAUAUUGUAUGGCUCAAGGGCGUUCUUCGGGCCAUUGCAAGGUUAAUCGAGCAGAAAUAUUUUCUUUUUGUUGUAUUGACUGGAACCCAUGCAAGAAAUCUGUUUAAAACAGUAAAGUCAAGCGGUGCAAAAUUCGAAGAUAUAUCUUUACCACUACUCAAACCCAGGCAUGCCGAGGAAGUCAUAAUUGAGUUGGCUAACCGAAAGAUGGGAGUCAUUGGUUCUGCCGCUGCUUUCAAGACAACCACUUAUGAAUCUAAAUUUCAUCGAAACGGAUUACGUUACUUCUUAGAGUACUGCCAACAUAAACCAGAAUAUUGCCAAGAACUCCUUAAAAGAACGAAGAAACACAUCAGUAGAAAAUACAAUCAUUAUUUUAAACAUUUCGCCGAAACAAAUAAUCUUGGACUCAUCCCUUCUCUGGUCGCAUACACAUUAUUUGGGUGGCCUGUUGAACGAACGGACGAAAUUGAUGUUAACAUGAAACGCAAAGUUGAGCAAAUUAAUGAAACAAACUGGAAUCAAUUUAUUCAAAGUCAUAGUAAUCAUUCCCCACAAGAAUGUAUAGCUUACCACAAUUCACAGGGUGCUUCAUUUGCUGAUUCGCUCUUGCUCACGGAUCCGCCAAUCCUUAUUCAAGAUAAGCAACAAAUAGUAAGUCGCAAGAAAAUUAUCGAUGGUAAGUUGCCGAAUAUGCUAGGAAAGGGGCUCGUGGAAAAAGAACAUAACAAGUGUAAAAAUAUCGGAAAACAUAUUUUUGUUUUUGUGACAGAUUCUAAAAAGCGUAUGGAUGAGAUUUACAGGGAAAAUGUUAUUGUAAUAACGGAAGAAGAAAAGAAAGGAGUAUUUGGAGAUUUAUUAGCACUCAGAGCGUUGCAUUGCAUUGAACGGACCUAG